Molecule: messenger RNA, 1843 nt
Organism: Eufriesea mexicana
Lineage: Eukaryota; Metazoa; Arthropoda; Insecta; Hymenoptera; Apidae
Product: sorting nexin-8
Exons: 9
Coding region: 207-1757 (516 amino acids)
Biological process (GO): intracellular protein transport; early endosome to Golgi transport
Cellular component (GO): early endosome membrane
Molecular function (GO): protein binding; phosphatidylinositol binding
Source: RefSeq, a predicted model, not a curated record
CGCCACACGGCAAUGGCGUAUGUUGUUAGUGUUCUUGCGUUGUGGUUGGUAUCUGGCCAACAGGUUAUAUUGUCAUUCCAUCAGAAUACGCAACGCGAGUGUACAUAAAACAUUGUUUUAAAGACGAUCGUGAACGUGACUGUAUCUUUGAAAAGCCGCGGUGCAACCUUCUCGCAGGAUCCCGGAUGAUCUACAAGUGAUCCAAUAUGGCGUCGACCGAUCUGUCGUUCGGCUGCAUACCGGCGUUCUACAGAGAAGUCUACGAGAAGAUCUGUUCUCCCACGAGUGGAAAUGUGGAACGAGAGGUGUUUAAAUCCCUUCUUGUCAAGUCCCAGCUGAGCAGCUCCGUUCUCAGCCAGAUAUGGGAAUUGGUGGACAGCAAGACGGGUUAUCUAACCAGGAGCGGAUUAUACAAGGGCCUUGCUCUAGUCGCGUUUGCCCAGCAAGGAAAGCACCCAAGCGACAAACUCCUGGAAAACUCUGAAUCUCAAGAAUUACCUGUUCCUGUUCUGGGCGAUCUCUCCGAGGUAACACUAUUGGCUCAGAGGUUGCACAAAGGGAGCAAUCCAGCCAAGUUGAAUCUCACUUAUUCGGAUAUAUGCAAUUUGGACAUGAUAGAGGUGAACCUGGUGCCAGAGAAAAAAGGAAUUUUUUUGAAGCACGUGGAGUAUCAAGUAACCAGCAAGAGAUUCAAUUCCGUCGUUUAUAGACGUUAUAACGAUUUUGUGUCGUUGCACGAGCUUCUCUUGGCAAGAUUUCCUUAUAGGUUGAUACCGAAAUUACCACCGAAGAAGAUUGUGGGAGCUGACUCUCAAUUUCUGGAAGAAAGAAGACGAUCCUUAUUAAGAUUUCUUACCGUAAUUGCUCGUCAUCCUGUAGUGAGCAAAGAUCACAUCGUGCAAUUCUUCUUUACUUACACUGGCGAAGAAACACAGCACAAAAUUCGUGAGGUGUUCAGGCGAGUACCUGACGAGUUUGCAACGUCAGAAUUGUCGUCGAGGGCAAAGGAAUUGGUGCCUCCGGAAACAUUGACCGAGUUCGCGAACAGUCGCGACCAGAUCAGAGUGAUACUCCUCGGAAUUUCCCGAUUAAAGAAUAUUGCCGAUUGUUUAGCAAUCAGAUCGCACAGUUAUGCGGUAGAUAUGGCGGAAUUAGGUACUCAGUUAAGCAAUUUAGCUUCGGAACCGCAUGGCACCACUGCUUGGGCCACUGGUGGUUCCACUAUUUGGCAAGAGAUGAAGAAAGGAUUCCACAUAAUUUCGAAAGAAUUCAAUCUACUUUCAACAAGAGCUCUUCAACAAGCAGUCCGAGAGGAAACGAUGAUAUGUGAAAGGCUGAAUCUUCUCUUAGACGUUCUAGUGGCGCAUAGAAUCCUGUGUGAGAGGCACGAACGUGGUGUCAGCGCCGAUCAUCAACGUGCAUUGUCUACUAUGUUAUCCUUAAAGAAGCGGCAAAUGCAAGGAGUGAUACGCGGAACUGACAGUGAUACAGUUGAAUAUCUUGAAAAUAAAAUGGUGGCUCAGGAGUCGGUGAUUGCAAACGUCGAGUUACGAAAUUGCUUUUCGUUGCACUGUUUGCACAUGGAGACACAGCUCGUUCACGCCCAUUUAGAAAUACUUGCUACAGUUCUACAGAGUCUUGUCAACGUGCAAAUUCGUGGUCAUUCUGAGCUCGCUGAAGUAUGGAAGUUGAUAGAACCAACAAUCAUGAAGUGUUUACCAGAGAAAUCAACUACUGGAUCGAACGGAAUUUCAUAGCGAGAAGAAAAUUUUAUUUUGUAACAAGGUAAGCCUUGUUGUUAAGAAAGAAAACCGUGAAAUAAUUAUAAUGUACUGUUUUAAGA